AUGAGCAGAUUCCUUUAUCCAACCGGUGACAAAAAUCUUGCUUGGAGUAGCGGUUAUAACCGUCUUGAUAACCUUGGUUUUGAGAGAUCUUCCACAGUGGGUCCAAAAAUUGAACAUUUCUGGCCUGAAUUUUCCUCCUUGGAUCAUUGCUCUGGUGGUAAUAGUUUUUACUCGGAUGAGGAAGAGAACCGGAGAUUUGCUGAAAAAUAUCAACUGAAUUUUGACGAUGAAGCAAGUGACGCGCAUCUAGACGUCGUCAUAACUGUAAUUGGCGACAAGCUGCAGUGA
This is a messenger RNA of Prunus armeniaca (apricot), 288 nucleotides long. The record is from the annotation of a GenBank genome assembly. Lineage: Eukaryota; Viridiplantae; Streptophyta; Magnoliopsida; Rosales; Rosaceae.